AUGCGCCAAUCCAUCGGUACCUCUCUGCUCUCCCUCCUCGUGGGCGCAAACCUCGUCCUUGCCGCCUGCGAGCACUACAGCUACACGUCCUGCGACGACGGCAUCAUUCACUGGUAUGAUCUGAACGAUGGCCAGAUCUGCGACCCCAAGGACUGCGGAGGCGGUCGAGCUCCCCCUAGGACCGACGUGCCGGGCUGCCCUCUGUAUAGUGGCACGAUCCUCAGCGAGCCAAUCUCGUACCUGUCGUGCUUCACACCCUCGAAUGCCGUUCCGUUGACAAGUUCAACUGCUGCCGGCGUUGCUGAAACAACCGCCGACGUUGUAAUCACGAGCGCCGUCUCGACUUCUGAAGCUGGAAGAACGACUCAGGAGCCGGCCAGCGAGACAAGCGCUGCCGAAUCAACUGUGGCGCCCGCCAAACCGUCGACUUUAAUCACGACCUCUGCCUCUUCGCCUGCUUCUGCUUCGACCAAGACUCCCAUUACGAGCCCAGCAACUCUCUCCACCAAGAGCCAAGCCACCCACGCUGCCUCGAACACGACGACUUCCGCGACGACCUCGUCGACUCCCAAUGCUGGAAAUACCAUGGGUGGCUCAUUGUUGGCCGUAGCUGGAGUUGCAAUCGGAGCCUUUGUUAUGCUGUAG
Molecule: messenger RNA, 645 nt
Organism: Trichoderma citrinoviride
Lineage: Eukaryota; Fungi; Ascomycota; Sordariomycetes; Hypocreales; Hypocreaceae
Exons: 1
Coding region: 1-645 (214 amino acids)
Source: RefSeq, a predicted model, not a curated record